GCGUAAAGUCACUGCCGUUCGAAAACCCUUCCGAUCCUGUGAUACAGACAGCACCAUCUCCGCCCGGCCGCCCCGGCCACGUCUUUUUGCAAGAUCUGUUCGUGCCCUAUGACAGGACAAAACGGACGUUCCAAGAGCGUUCUAUGGGCACCUUACAUUUCCAGAUUUUUUACCGGUUUGAACUAAUGGAUUCCUUGGCCAUAUCUACAGCCUCGUGGUUGGCCAGGAUCCUACAAUUCACAGCUCUCCACAGCGAGCAAAGAACGUGUAUCAAUCGACUUGAAAAAGCUGAUGAAGCUCAUCGCAAAACGCACUCAUCAAUUCCUCGAGAAGUCAGUAUUUGCGAUCAAUGAUCAUGUUCCUUCAUCCGAUGGGUUCCGUCAGACCUUCGCUGGUCCACCCGAUGAGGUUCUUCUUAUCGGGUAUACCUUCGUAUCGAAAGGGGUGAUAAUGCCAAUUCUCUAUUUCCCGUCCGGAUGGAGAUGACCGCAAGGGCCUUCCCUUUCUCAUGUCUUUCAGUCGAGAUGCGGAUUCGAUGGGAAACUAGUAUAAUUGACUAGCGCUUGACUACUGAUGUGACAGCCUUCUGUAUCUCAUUUCUUCUUGGGACGGCUACCCAUUCCGAGCCGUCGUAUCUACUCUCGAUAUGGAAAAAAUCCAUAUAUACGUACAUCAUAUUUUCAUACAGGCAAUUGACUUCGAUUUCACGC
This is a messenger RNA of Heterobasidion irregulare TC 32-1, 710 nucleotides long. RefSeq lists its product as uncharacterized. NCBI's taxonomy places the organism in Eukaryota, Fungi, Basidiomycota, Agaricomycetes, Russulales, Bondarzewiaceae. The record is from RefSeq and is a predicted model, not a curated record. The transcript has a single exon. Bases 144 to 353 code for a protein of 69 amino acids.